This is a messenger RNA of Aethina tumida (small hive beetle), 1699 nucleotides long. RefSeq lists its product as uncharacterized. The coding region runs from base 33 to 1313 and encodes 426 amino acids. Lineage: Eukaryota; Metazoa; Arthropoda; Insecta; Coleoptera; Nitidulidae. The transcript is spliced from 4 exons. The record is from RefSeq and is a predicted model, not a curated record.
AAUAUUCUUGUGUCAAUUUAUAUAUUAAAUAAAUGUUUGAAAUGAAUAAUCUUUUAUAUGUGUAUGUAGUGAUUGUGCUACUUGCAAAUGUUGAGUGUAGGAGAGCUGGUGGCCGAAAACCAGGUAAUUCCAAUUCCAGACCAAAAACAACAUCCCAGCCUAAAUACCAAACUGAAAAUACAGGAUUUAAGGAAAAUGGGGAAACAGUGAAUACCCAAAUUAACACGAAAUCACAGUAUCAAAAUCCACUUCCCUCAGCCCCCAAGCAAACUGAUUAUAAUCCAUCUCAAGGAUCUCAAGGAAAUUCACCACCUCCAUAUGGAUUUCAUCAAUCCGUCCAUGGUCAAGGGCAAGUGCCAGGAAAUAAUGCUCCAUCAAAUGGAGGAUUACAUCCUCCACCUUAUUCCCAGUAUCCUCAACAGGGACAUCCUCAACAGAAUUAUCCUCAACAGGGAUAUCAUCCUCAACAGGGAUAUCACCCACAACAGGGAUAUCAUCCACAACCCAACGGAGUUACGAUUAUAAAUAAUAACGGAUAUGGUGGACCGAUGUCUUCACCUUAUGUAUAUCAUUCACAUGACACCGGAAGUGGAGCCUUGGGCUUUUUCUUGGGAUAUUCUUUAGCGAAAAUAACAACUCCCACGUUUUAUUCAUCUAAUCAGUUUUAUGACGGUUAUAGCCCCAGAUAUGACCACUAUGAAGUCCACCAUUAUUACCACAAUAGCGACACAGUUGAAAAGGAAAAGGUUAUACAAUCAAACGUCAUAGUUACAUGUGUAGGUGAUAGUGGGAGUAUUUGUCCAGUUAACACGACAUCACUAUGUACUAAUAACGGGGCUAUUAUGUGUGUCGCCAGUGCCUUAUCAACAGUCCCUUGUAAAGAUGAGAAAGACACAAAUUGCAUAAAAAGCACGAUCCCAUGCCUAGGCUCAAAUGACACGAAAUGUAAAGACACUAAUCAGAAUGUUACCACAGUAAAUAUACCUUGUUUAUCGUCGGUCCAAGUUAUUGGUAAAAUUUCGUAUGCCAACAACUCUAUUGUAAACAAUUCAACUGAUACAAAUUCCACAGAGGUAAACAAUAUUGAAAAGUCAAUCAAUGUAACAAGCACUUCGGCAAAUGAAACAAUGAAAGACGUAACGACUCCUUCAUCAACCACAACAACUACAGAGACUGUUAAUAAUCAGACUCAAAACUUUUGUGUUACAGUUUUGGCUUUGCCUGCCACAAGAAAACAAACUGAAGGCGAAAAAAUAUUUGAUGAGGCAGAAAACAUUUUUAAUAACUUUAUUGAAAAAGCAUUUGGGUUAUAAUCAUAUGAGAUUAGUGUAUCUAAAACUUAAUUUAUGUCAGCGAGGAUAUAAAAAUUAUUUGUUUGUAAUUGACAUAGAGAGGCAAUUAAUAUUGUUUUUAAUUAUACUGAUUGUGAUAAUUAGUACUAUUAUUUUUGAACUCAUACAUCUACAUAUAUUGUGGUCCAUUGAAGAUGGCUAACAUUUUUAUUUAUCACUCGAUUUUAAUGGAUUGUUAAAUUCAAAAUACAAAUAAAAAAAACUACUUGGAUGUGUUUAUCUUUAAUGGACCACACUGUAAGUUUAUAUCUACAUUAACCUUUAUUAGUAUAAAAGUUCAGUAGUGCAGUUAUUGAUGUAAUGACAAAGUGAUAAUUUUAUUAAAUAUUAUUUACCUUGUUCCUGCA